CUCCACUUCCCUAUUGAAGUGGUACUUCGCUUCUCUGUAUGUACUCCGGUCCCCGCUUCUCCACGCAGCCUCCUUCUUCUUGCGCAGCUGUCGGAGCUUGGGUGUGAACCAGGGCUUGUCGUUGUUAUAACAAACCCUGGUGCGCGUUGGAAUGAUGCGCGCCUCAUUGAACUGUAUGUAUGAGGUCACAGUGUCCGUAUACUCGUCCAGAUUGUCCGUGGCCGCUCCAAUUGCCUCCCAGUCUAUCGUCUCCCAACAAGCACGCAACUCGUCCACAGACUCGGAGGGGAACACUUAAUGGUCCUCAUACAGGUUUAGCCAGUUUCAGUCUCUGUCUGUAUGAAGGGAUUAAGUGCACCAUCACGUGAUCUGACAGUCGAAGAGCAGCGCGCGGGACUGCAUAAUUGCCUUGCUCAAUGUAGUGUAGCAGUGACCACCAGCUGAUCAAAUCCAAGCUGAGGAUGAAAAUCCGACCCCCGCACAAAACCCCCGCACAAGAAAUAGCAGCCAAGAAAGCGACUGAACUGCAUGGCCCUGGAUUCUCCAGAGUGUACAUCUCACUACCGCAGCAAGCUGGCUACGGGGCUUUCCACUUUGGAGGAUUACGGCACCACCUGUGACAUGGACAGUGAGUGGGCAAAACUAAGGUCAACAUUACAUCAAGCUGCCUCUGAAACCAUCGGCUUUACUCAGAAGCACCAUCAAGACUGGUUCGACAACAGCUCGGUAGAAAUACAGGAGCUGCUGGACGCCAAGCGCAAAGCCCAUGCUGCCCUGCUCGCCAACCCUCACUCUCCAUCACUCCUCCACCAUUAUAAAACAACCAGAGCUGAGACACAGAAACAACUGCGGCUCAUGGAAAAUGAGUGGUGGCUCAAAAAAGCCCAGGAGAUCCAGGGAUAUGCAGAUGCUAAUAAUACCUACACAUUCUACGCUGCUGCAAAAUCCAUCUAUGGCCCACAAAAGCGAAGCAUCGCUCCAGUAAGAUCCGCAGACGGACACGUGUUAUUCAAGGAUAAACAACAAAUUCUUGAGCGUUGGGCUGAGCACUUCGACUCACUGCUCAAUAAAAUAAACCCCUCUGAUCCAUUAGUGCUCAAUGCACUCCCAGAUCUCCCGCCUUCUCCCUUCCUUGAUGAUCCUCCCAUGUUCAGUGAGGUCCUUACUGCAAUCAGGAGCCUCAAAAACAACAAAAGCCCUGGCCCUGACGGAAUUCCGGCUGAGAUACUAAAGAAGGGAGGCUAUCUACUGACGCAGAAGCUGUUUCACUUCAUACUAGCCAUCUGGCACAGGGAGGCCCUGCCUCAAGAAUGGAAAGACAGCAACAUCGUCACUAUCUACAAGAAGAAAGGAGAUAAAUCAUCUUGUGGAAAUAGUCGUGGCAUCUCCCUUCUGUCAGUGGCCGGCAAGGUACUUGUGAAAAUUAUGCUUUCUCGCCUUUCAUUUCUAACAGAGGGCAUCCUCCCAGGGACACAGUGUGGCUUCAGAAAGAACCAAAGUACACUAGACAUGAUCUUCGCUGCCCGUCAAAUCCAGGAGAAAUGCAGGGAACAAAACAAGGACCUCUACAUUACCUUUAUUGACCUCACCAAGGCCUUUGACACAGUUGACCGUGAUUUGCUCUGGAGCAUCCUCAGGAAGUUUGGUGUCCCCCCCCAAGUUUCUCAGCAUCCUAAAACAGUUUCACAAUGGUAUGCAGGCCUGUGUACUUGUAGGCAGUGAACAGUCCCCCUCUUUCCCCGUGAAAGUAGGGGUGAAGCAGGGGUGUGUACUGGCCCCAGCGAUCUUCAAUCUUUUCCUGGCAGCAGCCACACUCCUAUUCCGCCAGUCCAUCACGAAGGAUAGUGGUGUCUCCAUCAAGUUUCGCCUGGAUGGGAGCCUAUUCAACAUCCGGCGCCUACAGGCAAAGACGAAGAUGGCAGGCACCAACAUCCAGGAGCUGUAAUAUGCAGACGACUGCGCACUCCUCGCCCACACUCCUGAUGCCAUGCAGCAUGCACUAGACACCAUGUCAUCAGUCUACCGCUCACUAGGUCUGGUGAUCAACAUCCAGAAAACAGAGGUUCUCAUCCAGGAGAAGUCCCCAUCCCCUACACCCCCUGUCUUUACCAUCAGCGGCACACCCCUCAAGCUCGUUGAGCAGUUUUGCUACCUCGGCAGUACUCUGACCCCAACAUGCCAGAUCAAUGAUGACAUCCAGGCUCAUAUCAACUCAGCCUCCUCUGCCUUUGGAAGACUGCGCUCCCGGGUGUUUGAAAACAACCACCUUCGAACCUCAACGAAAGUGUCAGUCUACAGGGCGGUGUGUGUCUCAACUAUGCUGUAUGGGUCAGAAGCCUGGAAAAUAUACCGCAGACACAUCCGCUGCCUUGAUGCAUUUAACAUCAGAUGUCUCCAACGCAUUCUUAACAUCACAUGGCAGGACCGAGUUCCUCAUACGGACAUCUUACAGCGCACUGAGUCCAUAAGCAUAGAGGCCACCCUGGCACAGCGACAACUCCGGUGGGUUGGUCACACCAUCCGGAUGCCAGGACACCGAUUGCCUCGUCAGAUGCUUUAUGGUCAGCUCCUUUCAGCCAGCAGAAAGCCCGGAGGACAAAAGCUGCGGUACAAAGACCAACUGAAAGGGAUAUUGAAGAGGUGCAACAUCAAACCCCACGAACUUGAGACAGCUGCAGCCAAUCGAUCGCUGUGGCGUUUGCUGUGCCAUGACGGGGUCAUGUAUCUGGAGGAGUGUCGGAACCAACACCGGAAGGAUCAGCGGAGGCGAAGACACCACCCUGCAGUUCCAGAACCAUCCCAGCCCCCUGAUCCAGGCCUGACAUGUCCCCACUGUGGCAGGAUGUGUGGUUCCAGGAUCGGACUUCAUAGUCAUAUGGAGUGGCAUCGUCGCCAGCAACGAUAGCCACCGACCAGAGCAACAAAAUGGAAGCUACGUCAUCUUCGACUACGAUGGACCGCCUCAGCAAGAUGGCUCCAUGAGCUGGGCAAACGCCUGGAGAUGCCCUACGUCAACAACACGGUCGGCGGCCCGUCGGUGCGCAGCUCGUACAUCGCCGCCCUCUACUUCACCCUCAGCAGCCUGACCAGCGUCGGCUUUGGCAACGUGUGCGCCAACACGGACGCCGAGAAGAUCUUCUCCAUCUGCACCAUGCUCAUCGGCGGUAUGCCGGACGCCUCGUAUGGAAUAACGUGAUUGGGCAGGCACGCUGUUUAUAUCGUGGGAAAGCGGACGUGAAAAAAGGCUGUCCUCUCAGGUCCGCAUGGAGUUGGAGGGGGCGUGGCCUCCAGCUCCGGCUGAAAAUCGGGAGAUUUUCGGGAGAAUAUUUGUCCCGGGAGGUUUUCAUGAUAGGCGCUGAAUUUCGGGAGUCUCCCGGAAAAUAAGGGAGGGUUGGCAAGUAUGGUGCAACCUGAGAUAGUUAGAAUCCCACAGCAGUUUACACCGACUGAAAACAUUAUUGUAGAGUUAAAUGUAUGCAAUAUACUGUACAUACAUUCAGUACAUACACACAUACAUACAUACGCAAACACACAUACACACAUUCGCACACAUAUACAUACGUACAAUCAUACAUACAUACGCACAUCCAUACAUUUGCACAUACACACAUGUCAUGAUCCGUGGUCCGGAUCAUGCUUAGUUUAGUUAUGUUCUGUUAGUUUUGGACUUCUUUAGUUCCUGGUUGCACUUCCUUGUUUCAGUUUCUUACCAUGGUUACUUAUUAUUUUCACCUGCCGCUUGUGUUCCCGACGCGCACCUGUUUGUCAUAACUGACACUAUUUAAGCCUGCCUUUCUGUUCACUCGUCCUGGCUUCCUUGUUUGCGGUAAGCAACAGUCACGUUUUAAUAUUCCUGAUUCUUGCUCCUGUUCUAGACUCUGUGCCUAGUUGUCUCAGUUCUGUGCUAAGUGUUAGCCUUAGCUUCCCGUGCGUUCGGCACGCUUUUCUUUUGCUUGUUUUCUGUUUGCCUAUGAUUUAUGUUAAAUAAAUAAUCUCUUACCUUCACGUUUUUGUCCGGAGUGUCCGUGUUGCAUUGGAGGAACGAUCCCGCAUAAAUAUGCGACUCCCACGUGACAACUAGGGCUGCAACUAACGAUUAAUUUGAUAAUCGAUUAAUCUGUUGAUUAUUACUUCGAUUAAUACUCGGAUAAAAGAGACAAACUACAUUUCUAUCCUUUCCAGUAUUUUAUUGAAAAAAAACAGCAUACUGGCGCCAUGUUCUUUCAACUUGACAAAUAAAACAAGGAAAAUGUUACCAAUGUAGCCGAGUGUCCUGGGUUCACAUAUUCUGUGUACUGAUAUAAUAUAAUAAUAAAAUAAUAAAUGGGAGUCACGAGAGCACGUCUGGUCUCCACCACUUCUUUAAUGUCAUCUUCCACACCUCCUUCA
This is a messenger RNA of Entelurus aequoreus (snake pipefish), 4389 nucleotides long. RefSeq lists its product as uncharacterized. The record is from RefSeq and is a predicted model, not a curated record. NCBI's taxonomy places the organism in Eukaryota, Metazoa, Chordata, Actinopteri, Syngnathiformes, Syngnathidae. Bases 529 to 1722 code for a protein of 397 amino acids. The transcript is spliced from 2 exons.